Messenger RNA from [Candida] anglica, 3591 nucleotides. The record is from the annotation of a GenBank genome assembly. Lineage: Eukaryota; Fungi; Ascomycota; Pichiomycetes; Serinales; Debaryomycetaceae.
AUGCCUACAGCAAUAGACUCUAGUGAACGACAAUCACAUACAGUCACAGAAGUGUCGAUAUCGGCUGAUGUGCACUUUGUGAAUGAAUCUUCUCCUGUGGUUGAUGGUGUCGAUAUAUCACAUGAGCUCUAUACUAGAUUAUUUCCUACACCAGAUGAACCUGAAUCUGUUUCAGAAGGGAAAUAUGUCCUUAUUAGAUUACUUGGGGCUCCAGACUAUUUUGGAAAUUUUAAUUUAUACAAAAUUUCGUCGAUAAACCAUUAUAGUCCAACCCCACUUGCGGUGUCACUUGUCAAUCAAACCAAUCUUGCUAGAUUUAACGGCCAGAUAACGUUGAAUAAAUGUAUUAUUCGAUCAGUUGACCCUCACUCGAUCCCAAUUCUUGAAAAAGUAUUUGUAUGUGUGCCAGAGAAUAUAUAUCUAGUGCUACAAGGUAUGCCUCUGUCUUCAGUAAAGGAACUUUUCAUUACCAAAGUUUUAGCACAUAUUGGAGGCAUUGUUAGAUCUGGAGACGUUGUUCGUGCUCUUAAUGGUACCGUCAAGCUAUGUGAGCCUGUAUCACAGGGGUUUCUUAAUGACUCGACCAGUAUUGUUCUCGUUAAAGAGCAUUUGUUAGAAGAUGGAGAAAUUGAUACUGAGGUUCAAGAAGAGCAAUUGCAAGAAUCAUUAAAGGAAAUUGAUCUUGACCUAGAAUCAGAUGAUGGUGAAGACGUGGGAUUGGACUUGUCUACAUAUUUAAAUGGGCCUACUGUUUCUAAUACUCCUCUGAUAGAGCUAUUAGUUAAGCCACUACCAGACAAACUUGCCAUUGAUGAUAUCCAACCAUCCCUUUGGACAAAGGAAGAUCAUGAUUUGUUUGCGUUUUUAAAUGCAGAGGAUUUCGUACGAUUGGGGUUCCCAGUUUUCAAUGGAGAUUCUGUAAAACUCUCAUUUGGUGAUAAAUCAGUGAUUAUCAAAAUCUUGACCGUCAUGGAGCCAAACAAAAGUUUCCGUCUGGGCUCCAUUUACCUCUCACCUAUAUUAAUUAUUAACCUUGAUCUCACCCAAGAUUCCAAGAUCACAUUGUCCCCUAUUCCUCAAAGAGGUCAAUUAUUAUCGAGUGUUGUACCGAUUGCCAAGUCUGUUACCAUUGCAAGGGUAUUAUCUCCUAUCACCAUGGACAAAACUUACCAACAAAGUUUUUUUGCUGCAUUGAAAACAUCUUUCCAUUCUUCAUUUAAAUGUGUUCGCCAGGGCGAUUUUAUACCUGUUGUGAUCGAUACUGUUUUGUCAAAAACCAUGUUUGAUACUAAUAACAUGUUGCAACAAAAUGGCCAUGAACCAUUGGAAGACUCUGUAGUUCCCAUUGGAGAUCCAGAUGCCGUUGCAUGGUUUAGAAUUGUUGAAAUCAGUGCUGGUGAAGAAAAGGAUGACCUUCUGAGAAUUACCGAAACUAACCAAUAUGUCAUUGACUCCUUAAAAACUAGAAUGAUUUCGUCAGGAGUUGAACAUGUUAGGUUACCUUCAAACUCAUUUGGUCAGUGGUUUCAAUUUUUGCAGCUUCCUCAAGCUUUCCCGUUCUAUAAGGUGAUCCAGUCGAAUCCGCUGAUUUUCAAAUAUGCCUCGGAACUCAAAAAAAUUAUAUGUACAUGCAUUGAAUCGCAGGGUAAGGUUCAAUUGAAGACUUCUAUAUUACUUAAUUCGUCCUCUAGAGGUUUAGGUAAAACUACUGUGAUGAGAGAUUUGGCUUUGGAUUUAGGUCUCAAUCUUAUUGAAUUGGAUUGCUUUGAUGUUAUUAACCCUGGUGCAGAACUUAAGACGAUUGGGUUACUUAGAGGUAAAAUAGAUAAACUUAUCGGUGAUGCAAUUCAAGGUGGUAGUAUCGACGCUGCAACAUUCCAUGUGAUUUAUUUGAAACAUAUUGAAAACCUAUGUGUUAAGACAGAUGAAAACGAACAGGGAUCCAAUGUGACUACUUCAUUAUCGUUGAAAGUUGUUCAGUUGAUUCAAGAAUACUUGAAUGAAUAUUCAAAUUUAGUAGUUGUUAUGAGUUGUAACGAUGAAGAUAAACUUAGUGAAAGUUUACGCCUGAUGGUUAAGUUUCAGAUAGAUUUUGGAGUACCAAAUGAACGGGAGAGACUUGAAAUCUUCAAGUUUUUAAUUCAAGAUGGUAUUUCUUCGAGUAUUAAGAGAGUUGCUGAAGUGACUAAUGAUGAUAAUGACUACUUUGAUUUAUCUCUUGUGGCGUACGAUAAGCGGAAUGAUGUAAGUUACCAAUCUUUGGCUUUGCAGUCUGCUGGUUUGACACCUAGGGAUCUUAUUUCCAUCAUCAAGUGUGCAAAAAGGUUAGCAGUGCAAAGACUCACAGAAACAUGUCAUGAACAGAAACUUCUGUUACAUCAAUUGGUGAUGGUGGGUAAUGGGGGGAGAAUCACCUGGAUACCUGAAGACUUCAAUAAAGCUAUAAACGAAGCACGUAAUCAAUUCAGUGAUUCCAUUGGUGCUCCAAGAAUCCCUAAUGUUAAAUGGGAAGAUAUCGGUGGUCUUGAUUUGGUCAAGGAUGAAAUUUUGGAUACUAUUGAUAUGCCAUUGAAACAUCCUGAGUUGUUCAACAAUGGGUUGAAGAAAAGAAGUGGUAUCUUAUUCUAUGGGCCACCUGGUACUGGUAAGACAUUACUUGCUAAAGCUAUUGCAACCAACUUUUCAUUGAAUUUCUUCAGUGUCAAAGGUCCUGAAUUACUUAAUAUGUACAUCGGUGAAUCUGAAGCAAACGUUAGAAGAGUAUUCCAAAAGGCAAGAGAUGCUAAGCCAUGUGUCAUCUUUUUUGAUGAAUUGGAUUCUGUUGCUCCAAAGAGAGGAAACCAAGGGGAUUCCGGGGGUGUCAUGGACAGAAUUGUUUCACAAUUACUAGCUGAGUUGGAUGGAAUGAGUGGCGAUGGUGAUGGUGUCUUUGUAGUGGGUGCCACUAAUAGACCUGAUUUGUUAGAUGAAGCUCUCUUGAGACCAGGAAGAUUUGAUAAGAUGUUAUACUUGGGAAUUUCUGAUACAAAUGAUAAACAAGCAAAGAUUUUAGAAGCUUUAACAAGAAAAUUCGAAUUAAAUGAAGAUGUUGAUUUACAAAAAAUUGCAGAGAAAUGUUCAUUUACAUUCACUGGUGCUGAUUUCUAUGCAUUAUGUUCCGAUUCGAUGUUAAAUGCCAUGACUCGUACUGCAAACAAUGUUGAUACUAAAAUCAAAAAGUUUAAUGAAGAUCUCGUGGCAAAGGGUAAACCUGUUGUAUCAACCCGUUGGUGGUUUGAUAAUGCUGCAACCCCUGAAGAUAUACACGUUUCAGUAACUAUGGAAGAUUUCCAAAAGGCCCAAAAUGAAUUAUCUCCUUCUGUUAGUGCUGAAGAAUUAGAACAUUAUUUAAGGGUACGUGAGAAUUUUGAAGGAGGUAAAGAAAAGGCAAUGGAAACUGCUGGCGGUAACAACAAUUCGAAUGGUAACGUACAAAACAAUGGACAUGCCAUGUCUCCAGAACUUAAGCAGAGAGUACAAGAGCUCAUUGGAGAUGAUGUGGAAGAGAUUAUUGAUGAACAUGGAAAUCACCUUGGAAAUGGCUACACAUAG